Messenger RNA from Triticum urartu, 1471 nucleotides. The record is from RefSeq and is a predicted model, not a curated record. NCBI's taxonomy places the organism in Eukaryota, Viridiplantae, Streptophyta, Magnoliopsida, Poales, Poaceae.
CGUCGCCGCCGCCGUCGCCAAGGACCCCAGGCUACUCUGCGCCCGCGUGGAGAGUACUCUGGCCCCCAACUUCGCUGCGCUCAGCGGCAUCGGGCUGUCGCGCUCCGAGAUCGUGCGCCUCCUCCGCUUGCGCUGCAGAUCUGUCGUCUCCAAGCUGCAGUACUACCUGACCCUCUUCGGCUCCUCCGAGGCCUUCCUUCAGGCGCUGAAGUUCAACUGCAACCUCCUCACACACAGCAUCGAGAGUGCGGUCGAGCCCAAUGUAGCGUUGCUGCGGGAGUGCGGGCUGGGUGAUCGCGACAUUGCCAAGCUAUGCGUUGGUAUGCCAUGGCUGCUGACUGCCAACCCAGAAUGCAUCGGAUCAAUGGUUGCUCGCGCCGACGGUCUUGGCGUGAGCCGGGAAUCUCCCAUGUUCAGGCACGCGAUGCAUGCUGUUGCAUUCCACAGCGAGGAGAAGAUUGCUGCCAAAAUGGAGUACCUGAAAAAGACGCUCAGGUGGUCGGAUGCUGAGGUGCGCAUUGCUUUGUCCAAGUCUCCAAUGAUGCUGAGGAGUUCUGAGGGCAUGGUGCAGCGCAUGUCAGAGUUCCUCAUCUCUGAGAUGGGGUUGGAACCAGCAUACAUUGCUCAUCGGCCGGCAAUGCUCGCUUACAGUCUGGAGCGCCGGAUCAGACCCAGGUACUACGUUGUUAAGUAUCUUAAGGAAAAUGGAUUGGUAAGUCGUGACCGGGACUACUAUUCCGCACUCACGCCGUCCGAGAUGGUAUUCUUGGAGAAGUACAUAUGCCCUCACAAGCAAGCUGCGCCGUACCUUGCUGAAGACUAUGAUGAUGCUUGCAGAGGACAAGUGCCCGAUAGGUUCAGAUUUGCAUGAACCAAGAACAAGGCCACUGUUGUUGUGUAGCAAGAUCCUCCUCCUUGCUGCUAUAUAGGAGUAUUAGCAUUCUCUUAAUCUUUGAGUGUUUUUAAUCUGUGGGCAUGCACCUGCAAUACCUCAUGACAAGUGAUGAUCCCUUUGAGUAGGUUUCCCGUUUGUCUAUUAAAAGUGUUCCUUUAUCCUUAUCAGUGUGCCAGCUCAUACACCGUACCGAGCCCGUCUCUGUUGUACUUCGUAAGAAUGAGCUAUAUACUGACUACCUCUUGACCUUGUGUUGGCAUAGCAGAGUACUCAUGGAUGGGCCGGGUACUGGUAUAUGGAACUCGGAUGUCAGGUUAGAUAUCAUAAGCGUUGCAAUGCCUUCCAUCAAUAAUGAUGGUGUUCCACGUCUCCAAGUCCGACCAGGGAGGCGCCGCUCGAGUCGAAUACCUAGGAAACUGUAAACCCUGUCCGCCAUUUGUGCGGAUCCCAGGCUUGUAAAUGUGGAAAAUUUGGCUGAAUUAUUGACUCCCGGUUGGUUAAAACAGAACCAGAGUCCCACGGGCAUUGUGGUGGGCACGUCGUUCCCCUGCACUUGACAGGUUUUUCUCCCGUACU